Diuraphis noxia (Russian wheat aphid) is the source of this 668-nucleotide messenger RNA. RefSeq lists its product as uncharacterized. Gene Ontology annotation, molecular function: protein binding. NCBI's taxonomy places the organism in Eukaryota, Metazoa, Arthropoda, Insecta, Hemiptera, Aphididae. The record is from RefSeq and is a predicted model, not a curated record.
GGUGUAUUUCUGCCAGUCAAGCUCCUGGUGACAUCACGGUCAUGUUCAUAAGUCCAACCACUGUUAAAGUAUCUUGGAAAAUAUCACUCAUAGGUAUUGAAAAAUAUGACGUCAUGUACAAACCAACAAACGCCAGUUUUCCUGACUUGGUCAUCUAUAAACUUUUUACUCUAUUAUUAAGACACAUUUUACGUUAUAAAGGUGUAUCGUGGCCAGAUAUUCAACAUUCACAGAUGAAUACUAGUGGUAAUGUUGAUGUAUCGCCACCGAAURUUGUAGGUGGUGUUGGACAUUCAGUACCACCAGAAAGCUCUACUUCUCCUCCUUAUGUACAGGUGCGAGGAAUCGAAAUUACUAUUGUAGUGCUGGUCUUAAUGGUCUGGGUCGGCGCUAUAAUAAUGUUUUUCAACCGCUGGGGCAAAAUUAGGAUGCUUAUACCAUAUCAACCAGAUUAYAAAGACACGCAACUCAAAGUACCCGGAACAGGUGCUUGUAAUACAACCAACCCGUGCCAAAACCAAACAGGACCAAGUUUUUGUUGUUCACAGCAGAGCAGUUGCUGCAUCUUGGACAAUUGUUUCAAAUAUUCACCUUCGUCRCCGGACGUACAUCCCAGAGACUGCACGUGUCGGUUCGCUUUGCUGCAUAGAGCGGCGUCGUCCGAAUAA